AUGGACGAGUCGCCGCUGGUCAAGGCGCAUGACCAUGCCAAAGCCGCCUCCAACGCGACGCACCAGUCCGAGACUACGGUCGCAAUCAACGAACAUGCCCUCGCCGCGGGAGAAUUCGCAAACGCCGCUCGUUCCACCGCCAGCCUCGAAGCGCUGCGCACCCUGAGGCUGCUGGAACAACACCACAAACAUCUCUCUGAGCUCCUCAAGAUUCCCCUCGACCGCCGCACAAGCCAGGCCUCCAAUAUCGACACCAUCGACGAGAAGGCAGAGUCGCAGGCCUCCGAGACGACCAGCAUCUCCGCCUCGGACGAUGCGCCAACCAAGUCAGAGACCGCCGGCAGCCCGGCCGCGACGGCCAAGCACCCUCCGUCCCUGACGCAGCCUCGUCGCUACCCCAGUCGCGAGAUGACCUCGUCCAUUGCGAGCAACCUCGCUUCGGCGCGCGGAAUCAGGGGCGGCAGGAACCGCAGCCAGCCUAUUCCGCCCAGCGUUACGAACGACCAGGCGCCGGGCAACAUGGAGGGGCAGGCGAGGCGUGAGGGUUCGAGGGCCAAGAUGCAGAAUGUCUUGGACCAGUCAGGAAAGCCAGCUUGGAUACCGCCGACGCACGCCGAACCGCAGCGCCAGGAGCCCAAGAAGACGGAGGAGGUCGCUUCUCCAGCCAGCGACGACGGAUACUCGCGCUUCUACAACACUUUUGGCAGCAUCAUCAACCGUCUCUCGGCCCCCCUGGCCUUCGCCGGCCUGCCCUUGAUCUCCGAAGAGUCGCCCGCCCCUGAACCAGUCGAAGUCCCCGAGCCAGCGCCCGUCAAGCGCAACAGACUCAAAUCGCCAGCGACCACGGCCGAACCCGACCUCUCGAAGAUCUACUCGCGUAACACCCUUCGUGCCCUCUCCGCAAACAACCCCAACGACUCCUUCUACGUCGUCCCCACGAGCGGCCACACGGUCUCCUACGCCAACAUUCUCAACUUUGCCGACAAGGAAAAGCGUCGUAUGGAGGCCUCCCUCCACGGCGUCGGCAGCCUUAUCGAAGACGACGAGGACGAUUUCGUCGACGCGCGCGAGACCCCUUCAGCCCCGGUCUCCCCCGGUGCGAAGCGCCGAGGCGGCAGGACCCGCUCCGAACGCGACCGGGCCGAGGAACAUCGCCUCGAAAACGAGUGGCUGAAAGACACGCUCGACAAGCUCAGCAAGCGCCUACACGCCUUCGAGGCCAGCGCUCAGAGCUCCAGCAUGGCUCUCGCGGAGAGCAUGCGCCUGCGUCCGCCCGCAUCGCCAUCGGGACUCGGCGGGGCUGGCAGCGGCGCAGGUGACGCAGUAUUGCGAGCACGUAACAAGGAUCUCGAAGAGCAGCUCGCGCUCGCGAUAGAGCGCAUGGAAGCCCUGGAAAAGGAGAACAAGACGAUGGCCCGCACGCUGGAGAAGUAUCGCGACAAAUGGGACAAGCUCAAGGCGGGCGCGAAGGCAAGAAGGCAGGCGCAGGGGUCGGCUGAAGUCGCCGCUCAAGAGGCGGAGGAGACGGGCGGUAGCUAA
Colletotrichum chrysophilum is the source of this 1539-nucleotide messenger RNA. RefSeq lists its product as uncharacterized. The transcript is spliced from 2 exons. NCBI's taxonomy places the organism in Eukaryota, Fungi, Ascomycota, Sordariomycetes, Glomerellales, Glomerellaceae. The coding region runs from base 1 to 1539 and encodes 512 amino acids. The record is from RefSeq and is a predicted model, not a curated record.